GUCCCCGGCACCAUGAGCAAACGCAAGGCCCCGCAGGAGACCCUCAACGGCGGCAUCACGGACAUGCUCGUGGAACUCGCAAACUUUGAGAAGAACGUGAGCCAGGCGAUCCACAAGUACAAUGCAUACAGAAAAGCAGCAUCUGUGAUAGCAAAGUACCCACACAAAAUCAAGAGUGGAGCAGAAGCUAAGAAAUUGCCAGGAGUAGGAACAAAAAUUGCUGAAAAGAUUGAUGAAUUUUUAGCAACUGGAAAAUUGCGUAAACUGGAAAAGAUUCGUCAGGAUGAUACAAGUUCAUCCAUCAACUUCCUGACUCGAGUUACUGGCAUCGGGCCAUCUGCUGCAAGGAAGCUUGUAGAUGAAGGAAUUAAAACAUUAGAAGAUCUCAGGAAAAAUGAAGAUAAAUUGAACCACCAUCAGCGAAUUGGGCUGAAAUAUUUUGAGGACUUUGAAAAGAGAAUUCCUCGUGAGGAGAUGCUGCAAAUGCAGGACAUUGUUCUUAAUGAAGUUAAAAAGCUGGAUCCCGAGUACAUCGCUACAGUCUGCGGCAGUUUCCGAAGAGGCGCAGAGUCCAGUGGAGAUAUGGACGUUCUGCUGACCCACCCAAACUUCACGUCAGAAUCAAGCAAACAGCCAAAGUUGUUACAUCGUGUUGUGGAACAGUUACAAAAAGUCCGUUUCAUUACAGAUACUCUGUCAAAGGGUGAGACAAAGUUCAUGGGUGUUUGCCAGCUUCCCAGCGAGAAUGAUGAAAACGAAUAUCCACACAGGAGAAUCGAUAUCAGGUUGAUCCCCAAAGAUCAGUACUACUGUGGUGUUCUCUACUUCACUGGAAGUGACAUCUUUAAUAAGAAUAUGAGAGCGCAUGCCCUGGAAAAGGGCUUCACAAUCAAUGAGUACACCAUCCGCCCCCUGGGGGUCACUGGGGUUGCUGGGGAGCCCCUUCCGGUGGACAGCGAGCAGGACAUUUUCGAUUACAUCCAGUGGCGCUACCGGGAGCCCAAGGACAGGAGUGAAUGACGCCUGCCCCACCCCAGGCCUAUCCCACGAGGAGUCCUAAGUUAUUGCUUAACCUUUGCUAUGUAAGGGUUGGGUGUUUUAGGUGAUUGCCUCUUCUCUGUGCUUCCCAUGGACUAUCGUCAAUGAACCUCUUGAGCAGCUA
Messenger RNA from Rattus norvegicus (Norway rat), 1162 nucleotides. It is a transcript of the gene Polb, whose product is annotated as DNA polymerase beta. Gene Ontology annotation, molecular function: nucleotidyltransferase activity; 5'-deoxyribose-5-phosphate lyase activity; microtubule binding. The transcript has 14 exons. NCBI's taxonomy places the organism in Eukaryota, Metazoa, Chordata, Mammalia, Rodentia, Muridae. Gene Ontology annotation, biological process: DNA repair; DNA damage response; base-excision repair. The record is from RefSeq and is marked provisional. Gene Ontology annotation, cellular component: microtubule; spindle microtubule; nucleus. The coding region runs from base 13 to 1020 and encodes 335 amino acids.